Molecule: messenger RNA, 1781 nt
Organism: Phaeodactylum tricornutum CCAP 1055/1
Lineage: Eukaryota; Bacillariophyta; Bacillariophyceae; Surirellales; Neidiaceae
Exons: 2
Coding region: 801-1781 (326 amino acids)
Source: RefSeq, a predicted model, not a curated record
UUUCUUUAUCUAUCGAAGCUGCCAUAGAAUGUACGAGAACCCUUGCGAUUCCAAUGAAGUCUCCUCGUCGCAAGAAGAUGAAGUCGUCUACCGAGAGCAGUCUUUGAACGAAGCCGACCUGCAUUUGUUCCGAAAGCCACAAGAUCAUCAUUGGGCUAGCUUAACGCAGCAAACACAGCCGGAAAGUCCAAAACGCUUUGUACCCAAGAUAUCUUCUGUUUCACAGCUCAUAGAGACGAAACCAGUAACGUCACAGUCUAGUAACGGUUCGUCGCCCGCGAGGGCUAGGCAUUUUGCCGCUGAGAAUGUUUUUGCAGGGUUGGAAGCAAUGUUGGACGAUCGCGUAGAGAAGGACGACAGCUGUAAGGAAGUCAAAGAUGCAUUCAGUGGGUUGAUAGACCAAGCCAGUAACAAGCAAUCGAUGCCUUCGAAGUCACUAAAAUCUUCAUCAUCAAACGCAGAGCCACAGACUGCUGACGAUUUAUGUGUUGCCGAAGCCUUUGACAAAGGAACAGAUUCACAGUCAAUAGAUUCUCUUCUGUCCAACGACACUGAGCAGGCUUUUCUCAUUGAACAGCAGCAGCUGAAUCUUCCGAAAACGCGAUGUGUCAAAAGAAAACGCCCCAUCGUUUCCGUCCUCGCUUCGACCUCGCUUGUCGAGCAAGUGCACCAAGUUGCGAGACAGGUCGUCCGUUGGUCAGUCGCUUUCCCUGACUACCACCCAAUCGUUGCUCGAGAAAAGCCGUAGAGUCGCACAAAAACAGCGGCAUCUACAGAGUGAGUCGGCAACUGGCAGUCAAAUGACCAGAAGGAGGAAAAUAGGUGACGUAAAACCAAUGCCGGUGUCCGUCUCAAAAUCGAUCGUGGGGUCGAGACCAAAACAUUGGGGAAUUGAGAGGCAAAUCUUACAUGGAUUAGGGACUUAUCGUCCCGGGCUGUUACGAGGAGAUUAUCAAGCAUCCUUACUGGCGGAAGCAACGAAAGUCUCGUCUUCAAAACUUCUGCAGCCCUUUCAGCCAUCACAGUGCUUGUCUCUCCCAGCUGCAGCACUAUCGUGGUCAACGAGUCCUAAGGAGCGCUCCUUUCCGCUGUCUGAUACACGCCAGGAAAAGGUUUCACCAAUGACACUGCCAGCCAGUUUUGCCCCAUCGUUUUGCGCUCAAACUCCAACGAGUCCUGUCCCUACCUAUGCUUCUAAUGCAUUGGACGUGCUGGAGGAUACCGACGACCGAGAAACAUUGGAAUCUCCUAUUUUGAAAUCUCCCACAAGCUUUCAUUCGCCACCGCCAAAGAGAUCGACACGAAAGCUGACCGGGACGCUAGCAAAACGUCUCAAAACUUUGCGAGAUUCUUCCAUCGGCGACUCUAUUCGUCUACAGAGUGGCCAAUAUCCAUUUGGGGCAAAGUCCACUGACUGGAAUGAUCCGCGAAGUCGUGCAUCGUCCUACCUGGAUGUCACCAUAAUAGGGGAGGCCAAGUGUUGGGAAAAUGAUCCAAAAAAGUUGACGACGUUGGCCUAUGUUCAUCGGUAUUGUACUGUCAAGGAAUCGUCGACGCUGCCUACGAAAGGAUUUGUGUGGCUUUGCUUGACGCACGAGAUGGCACGCAUGCAAAGCGUGCGGGUUGGCUUGUCGUUACGGAUCUACAACGCAGUUGUUGUUCCCUGGAAUGAGGCGUCUACUCCACACGCUUUAUCCUACAACAUCCAACACAUCGUUUUCGAUACACAGCUCUGCGAACCGUAUCCAGACACUCUUCCGCCUUUGCCAGAGUGCACUUGA